AUGUUUCAGGACUCUAUCACUGUUAAAGAUGUGGAUGUGAACUUCACUCUGGAGGAGUGGGCUUUGCUGGAUCAUUCUCAAAAGAAUCUGUACAGAGAGGUGAGGAUGGAGAACUUCUGGAACAUGGUCUUUGUAGGAAUAACACAGGACGACCAUAACAUUGGAAAUGAGUACAGGAAUCCUAGGAGAAAUCUAAGGCAUGUCAUAUCGGACUCUGGAAACAAACCAUAUAGGGAUCAGAAAAACAGAGGGAAACCCUAUGAAUGUGAACAGUGUGAUAGCAUCUUCAGGUCUCACAAAUCCUUGAGACAUCACAAAAGGACUCACACUGGGGAGAAGCCGUAUGGAUGUGUGCAGAGUGGGAGAGCCUUCAGUAGUAACAGUUCCUUGCGAAGGCAUGAAAGAACUCACACUGGAGAAAGGCCCUAUGAAUGUGAUGAAUGUGGGAAAACAUUCACCUGGUUAAGAAGCCUUCAGAGACAUAGGAGAGUACACAGUGGAAAUAGACCGUAUCAAUGUAAGGUGUGUGGCAAAGCCUUUUGUUACAGCAAUUCAUUUCACAUCCAUGAGAGGACUCACACUGGGGAGAAGCCCUAUGGGUGCAGCAAAUGUGGGAAAGCCUUCAGUUCUUCCAGUUCCUUGCAGGUACAUGAGAGGACUCACUCUGGAGAGAAGCCCUAUGAAUGUAAGCAGUGUGGGAAAGCCUUCAGUUCUUCCAGUUCUAUUCGAGUACAUGAGCGGACUCACUCUGGAGAGAAGCCCUAUGAAUGUAAGCAGUGUGGGAAAGCCUUCAGUUCUUCCAGUUCUAUUAAAGUACAUGAGAGGACUCACUCUGGAGAGAAGCCCUAUGAAUGUAAGCAGUGUGGGAGAGCCUUCAGUUCUUCCAGUUCUAUUCGAGUACAUGAGAGGACUCACUCUGGAGAGAAGCCCUAUGAAUGUAAGCAGUGUGGGAGAGCCUUCAGUUCUUCCAGUUCCCUUCGAGCUCACAAAAAGACGCACACUGGAGAAAAGCCCUAUGAGUGUGGAAGAUGUGGGAAACCUUUAAGUACUCAGCAGUCCUUACAGAUGCAUGAAAGGACUCACACCGGAGAGAAACCCUGUGAAUGUGGCAAGUGUGGGAAGGCCUUCAGUUGUUCCAGUUCCCUUCGAAGACAUGAAAGGACUCAUGCAAAGAAACGCUGUGAAUGUGAGAAAUGCAGGAAGGCAUUCAGUCAGUCCAGUUACUCUCAGUUACAUGAAAAAAAUCACACUGCAGAGAAACCCUAUGAAUGUAAGAGACAUGGGACAGCAUUCUCAUUUCCCAGUUCCUUCCGCCUACAUGAGAGAGUUCACGCUGGAGUGAAACCCUAUGAAUGUAAACUAUGUGGGAAAUCCUUCAACAGUUCCUAUUACAUUAAAUUUCAUGAAAGAACUCACACUGGAGAGAAACCCUAUGUUUGUCGACACUGUGGGAAAGCCUUCACCUCCUCCACAUGCCUUCUUUUACAUAAAAGGACUCACACUGGUGGGAAACCCUACUUAUGUGAACAGCGUGGGAAAGCCUUCAGUUAUUAUAGUUCCCUUCUAACAUAUAAAAGACUCCACACUGGGGAGAAGCCCUGUGGAUGUAAGGACUGUGGGAAGGCCUUCAGGUCUUCGUGUUCCUAUCGAGAACAUGAAAUACUUCACACUGGAGAGAAACCCUAUGAAUGUAGUAAAUGUGGAAACGCCUUCAGUUCUUCCAGUUACUUUCAAAGAUGUGAGAGAACUCACACUGGAAAGAAAUCUUAA
Lepus europaeus (European hare) is the source of this 1770-nucleotide messenger RNA. Its product is annotated as zinc finger protein 709-like. NCBI's taxonomy places the organism in Eukaryota, Metazoa, Chordata, Mammalia, Lagomorpha, Leporidae. The record is from RefSeq and is a predicted model, not a curated record. Gene Ontology annotation, biological process: regulation of DNA-templated transcription.